Liolophura sinensis is the source of this 2267-nucleotide messenger RNA. Its product is annotated as gamma-aminobutyric acid type B receptor subunit 2-like. The transcript has 16 exons. Gene Ontology annotation, molecular function: G protein-coupled GABA receptor activity. Gene Ontology annotation, biological process: gamma-aminobutyric acid signaling pathway; G protein-coupled receptor signaling pathway. NCBI's taxonomy places the organism in Eukaryota, Metazoa, Mollusca, Polyplacophora, Chitonida, Chitonidae. The record is from RefSeq and is a predicted model, not a curated record. Bases 1 to 2178 code for a protein of 725 amino acids. Gene Ontology annotation, cellular component: G protein-coupled receptor heterodimeric complex; membrane.
AUGGACAGGCAGAUGGACAGAGAGGCAGGUCGACCUGAACACAUGGACAUGCUGAUGAAAAUGCGGAUGGGCAUGCAGAUGGACAGGCAAAUGAUGAAAAAUAUGGAGAGACAGGACAGAUGGUUGGACAGACAGGUAGAGGGUACAUCUGGGCUGGCCCUGAAGACGGUGUUUGAAUACCUGUAUGGUAAUCCCACCAUCAUAGCACUGGUCGGUGCACUUUUCUCUGGUCCCAGUGUCUCUGUGGCCGAGGUAGCCGGCUACUGGCAUCUCAUACAGAUCGCCUAUGGCUCCACGACACCGACUUUAUCCAACAGGAAAAAGUUCCCUUACUUUUUCCGCACGAUUUCUUCGGCGAACGACUUCAUCCCAGCUCAGAUUGAAGUUUUGAAGAAAUUUGGUUGGCAAAGAGUCGCGACCCUAAACGAGAACAGCGAACCUUUCGCUAGUGUGACAAACAAACUAAUAUCAACAUUAGAGUUCUCCAACCUGACAGUUUUGGCUUCGGAAAGUUUUAAUUCUGAUCCAGCCGAAGUUAUCAUUAAACUGAAGAAAAAGGAUGCCAGGAUUAUUAUUGGCAAUUUUUUUGAGAGUCAGGCUAAGAAAGUAUUCUGUGAGGCUUAUAAAGUGGGCUUAUACGGACCGGAUUACGUGUGGAUCAUCAAUGGUUACUACACGCCAGGAUGGUGGUACAACCCCUCCACGCCCGUGGGCUGUACCCGAUCCGAGAUGCUACUCGCCACCGAGGGCUACCUCACCGUCGUCUGGUCAAUGAUGAAUCAAGAUGACAGCCAGAUCACCGUGUCCGGGAUGACUCCCGUAGAGUACAGGGACAUUGUCACCCAUUAUUUCGGGAGGAACAUCUGGGUCCCGGGUCAUCAGAUACCCGCCACCAACGCUUACGACGCAGUCUGGACCGUGGCUCUGGGGCUUGAUGCUCUGGUGCAACACCACCCCGAGCUCAAUCUGACCCUAUACAAGUACGACAAGAACAUCAGUGACCUACUUUUUCAGGAGAUAGAAAACGUCCAGUUUGCUGGAAUGUCGGGGCCAGUGUCCUACACUAAGACAGGUGACCGAACAGGCACUCUACUGGUGGAGAUAUUUCACAACGGCACAGAGAGAACAAUAGGUCUCUACAGUAAUGCUCUGUCCUCCCUCGAGAUCUUGGAGAAGAAUGAAGACAUCUGGUGGAGACAAGGUGGAGUUCCGCCUUUGGACGCCGACAACACCCAGGUCGUGGAGAAGCUAAUCGAAGUGUCACGUGUCAUGUUUUACAUCUACUCCGUCCUGGCUGUUUUCGGCAUGAUCCUGGCAUUGGGCUUCCUCUCGUUUAACAUUUAUUUCCGGCACAGAAGGGUGAUCAAGAUGUCCAGUCCUAAUCUGAACAACCUGAUCAUCUGCGGCUGUAUCGGGGCUUAUACUAUCGUCAUCAUGAAGGGGGCCGACAUCUGGCUGGUCGGCUAUACUGGAUUCAAGACUCUCUGUCAGGCUAUUACCUGGAUUUUGUCGCUGUGCUUUACAAUGGCUUUUGGUGCCAUGUUUGCUAAGACGUGGAGAGUCUAUACAAUUUUCACAAACAAGACAUUGAAAAGAAAGGCUAUCAAGGACAGGAGUCUGUUCGGAAUGGUGGCUGUGUUCCUUGGACUAGACCUCGUGACUCUUCUCACGCAGCAACUCAUCGAUCCCAUUUAUCUGAAGAAAGUGGAAAUGCCAGAAUACACGUCAGAUGAUGAGAAGAUUGUCAUUCAGCCAUUAUUAUACGAUUGCGUAUCCAACAAAACCUUAUACUGGACCGUGGCCACUUAUGCAUGGAAAGGAACUCUCCUGAUAUUCGGCAUAUUCCUAACGUGGCAAACAAAAGGCGUCCGCUUAUCCGGCCUGAACGACAGCAGGUAUAUUGGUAUCUGUAUCUAUAACGUGGUGAUAUUUAGCGCUGUCGGCGCGGCUCUGAAUGAGAUGCUCAGCCAGGAGGCGACGAAUCGGUACGCCAUUAUCGGGGCCUUCCUCCUCUUCUGUACAACGUUGACGCUGUGUGUCGUAUUUCUACCAAAGGUGAUCUCGCUGUAUCGCGGGGAAUCCGGUGCGGAAACUCGGUCACAGGGAACUCACGGUUCUUUGACAAUCCGAUCAAAUCAGGUGGCACCAGUGUCCACUAUAGGCGGAGGUCCAGCAUGAGGGUAAGUACAGACCAGGAGGUGACCAAGGGAUGUUAUCAUCCAAACUCAGCUCAACGUCAAUCUCCAGGCAGACAUGCGAAAGGCUUG